Molecule: messenger RNA, 1739 nt
Organism: Cylas formicarius (sweet potato weevil)
Lineage: Eukaryota; Metazoa; Arthropoda; Insecta; Coleoptera; Brentidae
Exons: 4
Coding region: 504-1739 (411 amino acids)
Biological process (GO): DNA recombination; DNA integration
Molecular function (GO): DNA binding
Source: RefSeq, a predicted model, not a curated record
AACCAUUUAAUAAUAGACGCAUAAUACUUCUGACAGUGAGAGUAUUAUGCUACGCAUAAUACAACAAGUGUAAUUAUAUCAUAAAAAAACAAGUGUAAUUAUAUCAUAAAACAACAAGUGUAAUAAAAUAUUCUGGAAUUCUUAAUAAUCCGGGCUUCAAUUAAUCGGCGCAGAAUUCACACAUUUCAUUUAUUAUUUUUAUGAAAAUUUACUAUAAAGUUACCCAUAUUAAAGUCAUACACACGUUACCAAUUCAAUUCUAUUAUUCAAAAACAGUUCAAAAAAUACAAACCAAUAUGACAAUAAUUAAAAAGAAUUAGUAGGCCGUGCAGGCUAAAUCUGACAGCGCGCAGCGGGUAUCCAUAGCGACAGCUUACCCGACGCGACGCUCAUCGUGAAUACAAACAUUUUCUUUCAUGAAAUAAUAAUUGUAAAGUAAAUAAUAUUCAUAUAGAGAAGCUUUAAAAUUUCGCCUUGCAAUUAAAACAUAAGAUUUAAUAAAAAUGGAUUCUGAAAACGAAGUUCUAACACCCCCGGAAAUUCGAGCGGCAGCGGAAGCUGCGUCUCUGGAUUUACUUCCCAAGAAAUCAAGAAACAAUUAUGAAAUUGCCUACAACAAUUUCAUGGAUUGGCGAUCAAGAAACAAGGCCACCUCCUUCUCUGAAGAUACAUUAUUAGUGUAUUUCAAAGAAUUGGCUAAAAAGUAUAAGUCGUCCUCCUUGUGGACGUUUUAUUCCAUGCUGAAAAGCACACUUUAUAUUAAACACAAUGUCAAGAUCGACCACUACGCGAAGCUACAUGCUUUAUUAAAAAGACAAUCAGAAGGCUAUCAACCCAAAAAAUCUAAGGCAUUUACCGGACAGGAAAUAAAUAAAUUUAUUUAUGAAGCUCCUGAUACAAAAUAUUUGGCUACAAAGGUUGCAUUAAUUAUGGGAGUGAUGGGUGCAUGCCGCUCAAAUGAACUACAUGCAAUGAAAAUACAACACGUUACAUUUUAUGAAGGUUGCACUAGAGUAAUAGUUCCCGUUACGAAGACCAAGAUCCCUAGGAAUUUUACUAUUACUGAGAAGUUCCAUGAUAUUGUUAAAAAAUAUGCAAAUCUGAGAGUGCCAAAUGCAUCAGAUUCUUUUUUUAUGAAUUUUCAAAAUGGAAAAUGCACAAAACAAGUUAUCGGCAUUAACAAGUUUGCCAAAAUGGGCAGAGAAAUUGCAAGUUUCUUACAAAUCAAAAACCCAGAAAGAUAUACCGGGCACUGUCUACGACGAUCUUCAGCCACAUUGUAUGUCGACGCAGGGGCAAGUAUGACAGCUCUGAAGCGCCACGGAGGCUGGAAGUCGGCUUCUGUAGCUGAAGGCUAUAUUGCAGACUCGCAGAAGAACAAGACCGAUGCAGCUACUAAAAUAUUAAGUCAAAUCAACCCUAAUUGUAAUAUUAAUAACAGUACUUUUGUUUCUACCCCCUCACAAUAUCCAGGUAUGUCUACUAUUACGAGCGAAUCUUCUCAUAACACUUUUUCGAUUAGUAAAGACACCACGGACAUUAGUAUUGGUACUACACCAACUACGAUGAAUUUCAAUAACUGCCCUAAUAUAACAAUCAAUUUUAUGAAAGAGCGCAACGACCGGCCGCCCUUGUUUGUGACGAUCAACGGAGGCGUGAGGAUUUGCGAUUUCGGCCGCGCAAAUUUGACGAGAAAAACGCCCGAAUUUGGUCCGUUGACGGCGUACCGGCGUCUCUAA